AUGGAAGUAGACCCAUCUUGUAAAGUCUGUGGAGAACUAGAAACCAUUGAUCAUGUUCUCCUACAUUGCUCCUUUGCCCAAAGAACUAGGGAACUGGCCCCAACUCAACUCGUAUCAGGUCACGCGCUACCUACAAAAUCGCUCAAACAGCUGCUCUCUCUUGUACCGAAAGUUCUCAAUCUUCCCCCUUCGGGUUUAACCUGUUCUCCGCUGUCCCCCUGGAUCUUUUGGAACCUUUGGACAGCAAGGAACAAAAGGAUUUUUGAGAACAAAAUCUACUCGGUUGAAGAGACUCUUUCUAAAGCUAUUAGAGAUGCUAAAGAGUGGGAAGGGGCAAAGAAGAAUCCUGCUGUGAUAGAAAAGCCUAGGCAGAACCCUAUGAACCAAUUUGACUCUAUGAUCCCAACUUGUUGUGUUGAUGGUGCAUGGAAGGCGGAUUUUAAAUGUGCUGGUUUUGGUUGGUUUAUACAGGAUAAGCAAACUAAGUUGGAGAUUAAAGGUGCGGCAUCACGCUGUCAUGUGGCAUCUGCGCUAACAGCUGAAGCUCUUGCUCUCCGGGAAGCACUCCAGGUGGCCUCUAAUGCGGGGCUAACACGCCUCAAGAUGAUGUCGGACUCAAGUGUCCUCCUCUCUGCCCUGCGAUCAGGGACGGUUUUGAAGGAGAUAGCGGGACUUCUCCAUGAAAUUAGUCACCUCAUUUCUCUCUUCUCAACCUUAUCUUUUGUUGUAAUCUCUCGUUCAGUAAACGCUAUAGCCGAUGGGCUUGCGAAAGCUGCUCUUGCAGCUCUUUGUCUUCAAAACAUUGUAUGA
Molecule: messenger RNA, 810 nt
Organism: Brassica oleracea var. oleracea
Lineage: Eukaryota; Viridiplantae; Streptophyta; Magnoliopsida; Brassicales; Brassicaceae
Exons: 1
Coding region: 1-810 (269 amino acids)
Molecular function (GO): nucleic acid binding; RNA-DNA hybrid ribonuclease activity
Source: RefSeq, a predicted model, not a curated record